AUGGAAUGGUCAUUUGGUAUGACGGCCGACAGCUGGUCCACGGGGGUGGCGGCUAACUUGUCCGGGCUUCAGUUGGAGCAUCCUAGAAAGCAGGAAGGCCUCCACGUCACGACUGAAGGCCUGGGCAUCAUCCAGAUCACUGCUUCCGUGAAACUUUGUCCAUGGGUCACCGAGAUCAUCCGAGAGAUGACCGUGGAAUGGAAGGGUCGAACUUACGACGUGCUGUCCAAGAACUGUCACCACUUCUCCGAUGAACUGUGCCGGCGACUGGGUGUGGCUCCACUGCCAGAAUGGGUGAACAAACUUGCAGGGACGACAGCGUCUGCGGCUGGAAUGAUUGAAGGCGUUUCACAAAGCACCGGAAAAGUGGCGUCAGACUUGGCUUGGUUGUUUACCUCCGCUGCGGGCGGCGUUUACAGUGCCACCGCCGAACCUGUUUUGGAAGUUUGGCUGUCGUGCAAUCGCUACAUCAACUGA
Molecule: messenger RNA, 477 nt
Organism: Symbiodinium natans
Lineage: Eukaryota; Dinophyceae; Suessiales; Symbiodiniaceae
Source: the annotation of a GenBank genome assembly